GGGCGGGGCUCCUGUCAGGAAGGGCCGGGAAGGGAGGGGCAGGCAGGAAGGCAGGAUCACAUUCCUAGCCAGGGGAGGGGCCGAGUACAGGCAUGCGCAGAAGGCGCCUCACCCUUCAGACUACGAUUCCCAGAAGGCGGUGCUCGCCUCAGGGGCAUUUUCCUAACCUCAAGCAAGAGAUGACUGGAGUUCCUUCUUACUAUCACACUUCCGCUUCCUUUUCUCCCCACCUCUUCCACGCUUCCUCGUUCCCGCUUCCCCUUCUCUGUCCUGAGGUGAAGUGUGACGGGGUGAGCGGAGGCUGAGAGCGGGGCCUGAGAGCGGGGCCAGGCCCAGGUGGAGCCGGUGCGGGGGUGCGACGGAGUCGAAGCACCGGGGACGGGCUGGGAACCUCACGGAUAAUGGGAGGAGCGUCCGCUCUCCCUUCUGUGGCCUCUGCUCUGCCCCAGGAGGACAGCCUGGAGGAAGAGGGAAUGGCUCCUGCCCUGACUGCCAGGCCCGGGAAGGAAUCAGUGACAUUCAAGGAUGUGGCUGUGGAAUUCACCCAGGAAGAGUGGGUACAAUUGAACCCAUCUCAGAAAAAAUUGUACAGGGAUGUGAUGCUGGAGAACUAUAGGAACCUGGUGUCUUUGGGAUUUGCAGUUUCCAAACCAAAUGUGAUUUACCAGUUGGAAAGAAAGGAAGCGUCUUCCUUGCCAGAGACAGAUAUUCCAAGAAGCAGCUGUCCAGAGAGCAUAGAAUUUGGUGGUGAUAAACCUCUUCAAUGUAAUGGAUAUGGGAAUGCCUUCUGGAGCAAGGAGCAUCAUGCUGUGUGUCAGAUAAUCCAUACUGGAGAUAAUCCUUAUGAAUGUAGUGAAUGUAGGAAGGCCUUCAGUUUUAACAUACAACUUAAACUGCAUCAGAGACUUCAUACUGGAGAAAAACCUUACAAAUGUAGUAAAUGUGGGAAAGCCUUCAGGAUUACAUCAGAGCUUACUGCGCAUCAGAGAAUUCAUACUGGAGAGAUGCUUUAUGAAUGUAAGGAGUGUGGGAAGGCUUUCCCCUACAAUUCAUAUCUUAUUCGACAUGAAAAAAUUCAUACUGGAGAGAAACCUUAUGAAUGUAAUGAAUGUGGGAGAGCCUUCAGGAUUAAGUCAGAGCUUACUGUGCAUCAGAGAAUUCAUACUGGAGAGAAGCUUUAUAAAUGUAAGGAGUGUGGGAAGGCUUUCCCCUAUAACUCAUAUCUCAUUAAACAUCAAAACAUUCAUACUGGAGAGAAACCUUAUGAAUGUAGUGAAUGUAGGAAGGCCUUUAGGAGUAAGAAACAACUUAUAGUGCAUCAGAGAAUUCAUACUGGAGAGAAACCUUAUGAAUGUAGUGAAUGUGGGAAGGGCUUCAAGAGUAAAUCAGAGCUUACUGUGCAUCAGAGUAUUCAUACUGGAGAGAAACCAUAUGAAUGUAGUGAAUGUGGAAAGGCCUUCAGGAUUAAGAAACAACUUACAAUGCAUCAGAGAGUUCACACUGGAGAGAAACCUUACGAAUGUAGUGAAUGUGGAAAGGCCUUUAAGAAUAAGCGAAAUCACACUGUGCACCAGAAAAUUCAUACUGGAGAGAAACCUUAUGAAUGUAGUGAAUGUGGAAAGUCCUUCAGGAAUAAGGGAAAUCAUACUGUACAUCAGAGAAUUCAUACUGGAGAGAAACCUUAUGAAUGUAGUGAAUGUGGGAAGGCCUUCAGGAGUAAGUCAGAACUUAGUGUUCAUCAGAAAAUUCAUACUGAAGAGAAACCUUAUGAAUGUAAUGAAUGUGGAAAGGCCUUCAGGAAUAAGGGAAAUCAUGCUGUGCAUCAGAGAAUUCAUACUGGAGAGAAGCCUUAUGAAUGUAGUGAAUGUGGAAAGACUUUCAGGAGUAAAGAUCAUGUUAUAGUGCAUCAGAGAGUUCAUACUGGAGAGAAACCUUAUGAAUGUAGUGAAUGUGGGAAGACCUUCAGGAGUAAGGAUCAUCUUAUAGUGCAUCAGAGAAUUCAUACUGGAGAGAAACCUUAUGAAUGUGGUGAAUGUAAAAGGGCCUUUAGGAGUAAGGAACAACUUAAAGUGCAUCAGAGAGUUCAUACUGGAGAAGAGAAACCUUUUGAAUGUAGUGAAUGUGGGAAGCCCUUCAGGAAAAAGUUUGAGCUUGCUGUGCAUCGGAGAAUUCACACUGGAGAGAAACCUUAUGAAUGUAGUGCAUGUGGAAAGGACUUCAGGAUUAAGAAACGACUUAUAAUGCAUGAGAGAAUUCAUACUGGAGAGAAACCUUAUGCAUGUAUUGGAUGUGGGAAGGCUUUCAGGAGUAACUCACAAGUUAAAGUGCACCAGAGAAUUCACACUGGUGAGAAACCUUGCACAUGUAGUGAAUGUGGGAAGGCCUUCAUCUGUAACUCAAAACUUACAGUGCAUCAGAGAAUUCAUACUGGAGAGAAACCUUAUGAAUGUCGUGAAUGUGGAAAGUCCUUCACAAGAAAGGUACAUCUUAACGUGCAUCAGCAAAUUCAUAUUGGUGACUUUCUUUUUGAAUGUAAGGAGUGUGGGAAGGGUUUCCCAUACAACUCAGAACUUAUUCGACAUCAAGUAAUUCAUACUGGAGAGAAACGUUAUCAAUGCAUUGUAUGUGGGAAGGCCUUCUUGAGGAAGGCAUAUCUUACUAGGCAUCACAGAACUCAUACUAGAGAAAAAAAUGAUAUGAUUGGGCUUACAGAAGCGCAGCAGAAGGAGGUGAAAAACAAGUAUAUCAUCCUUAUAGCUCAGAACAUGUCCAAUAAUCACGGGUCACAGUCUGUAUCGUGAGUGAGGAGUCAUACCUCCUUCCCUCCCUCAAUCCGUCAUUUAUGCCCUGCUAGAUAGGAGCGGGAGAAGAAAUUGUACAGCAUAUGAGCAAGAGGAGUUAGGAACAUGUAAGAGUCCUUGGUACCAUGGGCAGAUGGACAAAGAAUGUGGCAGAAAUGAUUUAGCAUGAAGAUGAUGGGAGACAGUGCUAAGGUGACAUGGUAAAGGAACAGAAGAUAGUGGAAGAAGUGUUUGUGCAAUACAGCUUCUUUGACAGAUUCACAUUGAUGGACCACUCCCAAUGUUCAUAUGGAGUAUUUGUAUCUGACUUGUUUUAGUGUUCUGAGCUCAUAUUGGUCUGUUCAGCCACAGAUGGGCACACUGUACUUUGACCCAGACAUAGUGAUGUCAUUUUGGUCCUCUUUGAGCACAAAGGACAACCACCACCACACUGAUGCCAUCCCAAGGUGAAGAGGCUGUUAUAGUGUAUGUAGUAUACGAUGUUGUUCUUUGCUUAGUUUCCAGCACACUAUUUAUUUUCCAGCUUUCUCAGCAGUUGUUGUCAAAUAGUGAGUUCUUAUCCCAGAAGCUGGAGUCUUUGGGUUUAUCAUAGUAGAUUACUAUAGUC
Molecule: messenger RNA, 3408 nt
Organism: Phascolarctos cinereus (koala)
Lineage: Eukaryota; Metazoa; Chordata; Mammalia; Diprotodontia; Phascolarctidae
Biological process (GO): regulation of transcription by RNA polymerase II
Cellular component (GO): nucleus
Molecular function (GO): RNA polymerase II cis-regulatory region sequence-specific DNA binding; DNA-binding transcription factor activity, RNA polymerase II-specific
Source: RefSeq, a predicted model, not a curated record